Messenger RNA from Sorex fumeus (smoky shrew), 1896 nucleotides. It is a transcript of the gene METTL4, whose product is annotated as methyltransferase 4, N6-adenosine. Gene Ontology annotation, cellular component: cytosol; nucleus; RNA N6-methyladenosine methyltransferase complex. The record is from RefSeq and is a predicted model, not a curated record. The coding region runs from base 209 to 1624 and encodes 471 amino acids. NCBI's taxonomy places the organism in Eukaryota, Metazoa, Chordata, Mammalia, Eulipotyphla, Soricidae. The transcript is spliced from 9 exons. Gene Ontology annotation, molecular function: nucleic acid binding; site-specific DNA-methyltransferase (adenine-specific) activity; RNA methyltransferase activity.
UUCCUUGUGCGGGCAGAACCUUCCCAGUUGCCCUGGAAACGCCUUUUCCGUACAACAUGGCCGCGCCCGCUGACUCGCGUUUCUCCCGCCAGCCCACACAGUUGCUCCCAGAGGGAAGGCGUCCGGGACCCCAGUCCAGAUAGGUGCCGUUCUCCGGAAGCAAGUUUGGAAGGUGGCGUGCACGUCUGUGACGGGGACCAGGAAAGAAAUGUCUGUGGUGCUGCAGUUGUCACCUGGAUGGUUAUUGGAUCAUCUUUCUUUCAUUAACAAGAUUAACUAUCAACUUUAUCGACAUCCCACACCUUGUUGCAGUAAAAAUGAACCAGCUUCUAGUUUCCUUGACUCUCCUCAUGUGAAUUCUGUGCCCUCUUGUGGGUCCUCUUCUAAGUUUAUUGCUAUUGACUCUACCACUAAGCAAGAGAAUGAGGAUGGAGGAAAUUGUGAAAUGCCCAAACAAAAAUAUGUUUUUCGAGCUGAACUGUUUGAUGUCCCCAAACCUUAUAUUACAUCCACAGUUGACAAAGAAUCCCAACAAAGUAUUGAAAAGGAAGAGCUAAUGAAUAGUGUUAAAAAAGAAAUGUCCACUUCCAGUAUACGAAAGAAACGUAAAAGAUGUAUUGAUUUCAAUCAAGGUGAACUGGAUGCGAUGGAAUACCAUACCAAGGUCAGGGAAGUGAUUAUGGAUGGGUCAUCACAGUUAAUUCAAGAAGGUCUCAAAAGUGGCUUCCUUCAUCCAUUUUCUGAAAAAGAAGACAAAUGUAAAAAACCCAUUACUUUACCACUCGAUACGUGCAGUUUGUCAGAUUUAUGUGAAAUGGCAAAACAUUUGCCUUCCCUGAAUGAAAUGGAACUUCAGACAUUACAAUUGAUGGAAAAUAAUACUUCGUUCACAGAGCAGGAUUUAUUUUCACGGGUUGUUGAAAAUAAUUCUACCUUUACAAAAAUGAUUACUUUAAUGGGACAGCAGUACUUGUUGCCACCAAGAAGCAGUUUUCUUUUGUCUGACAUUUCUUGUAUGCAUCCACUUUUGAACUGUAGGAAAACAUAUGAUGUCAUUGUGAUAGACCCACCAUGGCAAAACAAGUCAGUUAAAAGAAGUAAUAGAUACAGUUAUUUAUCUUAUCUGCAAAUUAAACAACUCCCCAUCUCUAAGCUGGCUGCUCCAAAUUGUCUGGUUAUCACUUGGGUCACCAAUAGACAGAAGAUCCUCCGCUUUGUAAAGGAAGAACUUUAUCCUUGUUGGUCUGUGGCCGUAGUUGCAGAAUGGCACUGGGUAAAAAUUACCAAUUCAGGAGAAUUUGUGUUCCCGUUAGAUUCUCUGCACAAAAAGCCUUAUGAAGGGCUUAUAAUUGGGAGAGUUCAAGACAAAUCUGCUUCACCAGAAAGGAAUGCAGAUGAAAAAGUGCUUCCUGUUCCAGACCACAAGUUAAUUGUCAGUGUGCCCUGUACUCUUCAUUCACAUAAGCCACCUCUUGCUGAGGUUCUGAAAGAUUAUAUGAAGCCAAAUGGGCAGUGUUUGGAAUUGUUUGCUCGAAAUUUACAGCCGGGUUGGACUAGCUGGGGCAAUGAAGUUCUCAAAUUUCAACAUGUGGAUUAUUUUGUUGCUCUGGAAUCUGGAAGCUGACUGUGGUCUUGAACUAGUGAUUUUCUCUAGGUUUUCCUUAUCUUUUCCUACUUCAUUAUAAUUGAUGUUACCCAUUGUUAUAAACGAACACACUUAAACAUGUCAAUAGGACUUGGAAUUUUAGCAAAAUGGUUAGAAAUGACUAAGCUUUUUAUAAUUUGGAGAUUCAUUUUACUUUGGUUGUACUAGUAUUGGACAUUUAUUGUUUUAGACACUACAAAUAAGGACAAAGGUGGCAAGUGUACAUUACUGGAAAAGUUGAGAGCAUGUCA